CUCUCACGUGACGGGCCGCCCUGGCUCCGCGCCGAUUGCAAGUUUUGGGAGGACAGGAGGAUGGAGGGAGAAGGAGAGCAGGAGGAAGAGGGAGAGGAGGAGUGGCUGCUGGAGUCCUUGAGACUGUACAACGAUCUCCACCUGUUUGAGCUUCACGAUCCCACCAGAGUCAUUGAGUGGACGGGAGAAAAAAGUAUUUGUGUGGCGGGGUAUGAAAAUGGAAGAAGGAAUGAAAUCCUUCAGCUUCUCUUGCCUCAGAGGCUUUACGCAAAGGAGAACCAGGGCUUAUGUCCAGAAAGAGAUUUCAAGGUUGAACAUGGUGGAUUUUCCGAUCACCCCGUGUACAUGCUAAAGCACGUGCCAAAGACCAGCUUGCUGGUGACAAGUGGCCCAUCAGACGGCUCCCUGCAGGUGUGGCACGUGGGGCAGGAUGAAACAGAUGUUAUUAAGCCCCUCUACACUAUCCGCACCAUGCAAGGAGAGGAGCAGUGCUGGGCAAAGAUUGCAACUGCCUUCUCCAAAUCGGCGUGGGUCCUUCAUGGCCUGCGGGUCAGCGAUGUUCAGGUGACCGAGAUGGAAUCCAGGAGAACCAUCUUCAUGGCAGGCUCCCCAAACACCGAUGAGGUUGCCACCCUGGAGUUCCUGGACGAAGCCGCCGUCCUGGCCUGCGGCAUGAAGGGGCAGCUGUUCCUGGCUGACACCAGGCAGCCGCAGGGUCUCCUGCGGGUCGCUGAGGAUGCCCACGUCUCUGAGGCGCUGCCUGGGCAGAGCUGGUGUGCUGGAGUUUGCUGCGCCCCCCUGCCAUCCUCUGGGGGCAGGCGGCUGGUGGCCCGCCUCUCCUCUGCCGGCCGCGUCAUGCUGACCGACCUCAGAAACCCGGCGAGAGCUGUGAAGAUGGCUCAGUGCUGUGUGCCCACGGGUGGCCUCUGUGGGGCAGGGUUCCUCUCGGUCUCCUUUGCACCUCUGCUUGGAGAACACCUGGCCGUCUCAGGCUUCGACGGAACUGUGCGGGUCUACGACACACACAACUGGGUCCCGUCCGUGCAGGACGCCAAACCGGCCUUCGUCCACAAAGGGCACGUCUUCAGCGGGGCGGGCAAAGCUGGAGUCGCAGCCCCGGUCGUCACAACCCACGCCUGGCACCCCUCCAAGCCCCGGACGUUGCUGUCGGCGGCGAGCGAUGGGUCGCUGCAUGUGUGGGACUGGUCUGAGCUCUGCGCGGCCAGCUAGCCCAGUUCUCUACACUGCACAUUGGAGAAAUGAAGGGGUCCAGUCGCACCCCCUGGAAGCAAUUGGAUAUCUUGCAAAGGAAGGGUUUUUUGGGGGGGUUGCAUCUUUGUGGAGCUCACCCUGCGCGGCAGUUCUUCCUAAUGAUUUGUCUUUUGAGAGAAGGUCCAAACCCAAUACCUUCAGUAUUCUGUGGCUGCAAACCUCUGCCAGUUGUGUCACAUAGGAACGCAGGACAGAGUGGGCAAAAUGAAGCAUAUGAGGCUGGCUACAAAACUGGGGGUCUUUUUAGUCUUGCCCCCCCCAAAAGAGAACCUGGUGCCCACACAAUGACCUUUUAAGGUACCAGGUUUGUCCUUCUUUUUACAGUUGUUGUACCGGUGUCGUUUCUGAUUUUAUCCUGCGUUACAUUUCGGUGUCCUGUUUUAUGUUUCUGGUUUUUACUUGUGACCCGCCCAGACAUGUGUGCCAACUUGAAUAUAAUAUUGGGGAGGGCAGUAGGUAAGCCCUACUCCCCCUUAAUCGAUUGCAAUGUGUAGCAUGCAGCCCCCCCCCAUUUGAAUGGCAAUACCAAGUAACUUUGGAAGGGCCUGGUCCCCUCAAAUAUUUUAUGGGGGUGCGAAGACCCCUCAGCCCCUAGAAGUUGGCUCCUAUGCGCCCAGAGGACGUUUUUCGUCCGGUGGUGGCUCAAUAUAGGAGUUAAAUAAAUAGGUGGUGCAGGCAUUGUGCAGGGGAGAGAAUUAGGCUCUGUAGGUCUCAGCUGCUGACAUCAGCAAAGGGGAAAAGCCGUUUGAGGGCUGCCUCCCCUUCUGCUUCUUAAGUAUUGUUGCAGUGCAUUUGCUUCCCCCCCCCCCUUAAAGAGAUUGUAGGUACGGUCAAAGUUGUUCAGUAGAAGCCAUCUUUGCAUUCUGGCUUUCAGGGGUGGCUAAGAUCAACGUGAGAUUAGUGACCCUCCAGGGCGCAAAUGGGCUGUUCCGUUCUUCCCCCUUAGGAGCAGAGGAAGAGGGGAAGGGGUCUCAGAGGGUCCUUGCCUGCCAGCUCCCAUAGGAUGUCACGUUCAAACAGUUUUAUGGGCUGCGUGCAGCAUGGUUUUUAAGCUUUGCCCGUUGGGCUUGUGCAAACCACACAGAGCCCUGUAAAAUGGGGUGUGGACCCCCUCGUCACUAUUUUCGAAGACCUCCCUUAUCACUAGGUACCCAUUUUAUGGCUCUGUUUGUUCAUACAAUCC
Messenger RNA from Podarcis raffonei (Aeolian wall lizard), 2455 nucleotides. It is a transcript of the gene WDR73, whose product is annotated as WD repeat domain 73. The record is from RefSeq and is a predicted model, not a curated record. Gene Ontology annotation, cellular component: spindle pole; cytosol. The transcript is spliced from 8 exons. Lineage: Eukaryota; Metazoa; Chordata; Lepidosauria; Squamata; Lacertidae. Gene Ontology annotation, molecular function: protein binding. Gene Ontology annotation, biological process: cytoplasmic microtubule organization. The coding region runs from base 61 to 1230 and encodes 389 amino acids.